Messenger RNA from Athalia rosae (coleseed sawfly), 4591 nucleotides. RefSeq names its product protein kintoun (gene Nop17l). Gene Ontology annotation, cellular component: cytoplasm. The transcript has 3 exons. Bases 954 to 3446 code for a protein of 830 amino acids. Lineage: Eukaryota; Metazoa; Arthropoda; Insecta; Hymenoptera; Athaliidae. Gene Ontology annotation, biological process: axonemal dynein complex assembly. The record is from RefSeq and is a predicted model, not a curated record.
AUAUCUUAGCUUUCUAUCUGAUUUUAAUUCCCACGCAUAAAUUUGUAUUACCUGGAGAUGGAAUAAAUUUGGGUUUUUUUUUUGUCACUUGUAUAAUUAGGAUUAUAUGUAUUCUCCACGAAAAAUGUCAUUGCAAGAUCAUGUUGUAAGUUUUGUGUGGAUUGUAAUCGUGUUAUUCGAUUGUGAAAACAACUCAUUGUUGAUCGCACGCAUGCCCCGGGGGCAAUUUUGUAAUCGAAUUUAUAGGCAGCUAUCCGUAUUGCAUUGUGGACUAUACUCGCAUCUACAAUAAGAGUAAAGAGCUACGAGAAUAAUAAUAGUAGCCGGUUUCAGAGAUGAGAUCAAACUUUGUAGGAAAUAAACGAUCAGGUACCUAAUAGUGUUUAAUUUAAUGUGAAUAUAAUGGUUCUCAGUAUCCUGGAAGAAACUUUCUAACUGACAAUUCUAAUCUAACGAGUACAAAUAUAAUUCUGGUCAUAGUAAACUUUGUAACUUGUAACAGAGGCCAUAAUUUUACCAUCGGUAGUCGGUAGUCGGUAGUAUUUACCGUGACAUGAUCGUAAUUCAAAAAUUUCAGCUUUCUCCGCAGAUUCUUUAUAUUUAUUGCUAAUAUAUUACACGUCUAUGACGUUUCUAACGAUUCAGAAAAGCGCAUCUGACUCGUAAUGUUAAAUUGACAGAUAACAGCAGAGACGUAAGCGAAAGAUUUUAAUUAUGCAACGCUUAUUUGCAUGCUGGUCAGCUAUUUGCAUAAAUCAUAUCAUUGCGUGCAUAAGUAUCAGAGAAAAAUGUGGUAAAAUGAAAUGUCGGCAUCCCGCUCGAGUUCGAAUUUUUAGUAGAUUGUUUAUCCACCAGCCGGCCGGCAGAGCUGCGCGUAUCUCGUUGGUCCACGUGGUAAUGCGCAGAUAUGUUAGAAACUUCUGGUUUAUUUCCAAAACAGUUUCACCUAGAAGAUGGCCGUGUACGAUUCGGGAAGAAAGAAUUGGGAGGAUUUGGAUGUUACUAAAGAGGAAUUAGACACUUUAACAGAUUGCUUGAAGAAAGAAGAAUUCCGUAAACUAUUAUUCGAAUACGCCGAGGAGGUGACCAACCCAGAAAACAAGAAAUUGUACGAAAAAGAAAUAACCCAAUUGGAGAAGGAACGAGGCGUCGAUGUCACGUUCAUUAACCCUGAGCCGGGUUACGUAAUAAAGACCAGUGUUGACGGAAGCAAAAAGUGUUUUGUCAAUAUAAGUAAAAGUUCAACGGUUGAAAAACCCACUUGCCAUCCCACCUACGAGGGCGGCAACAAAGGUUUACAGUGGUCAAUUCCUUACACUCUAGCACCUCCAAGAGAUGACCUUGAUAAAAAAAAAACUCGCUGCAUAGUGUUUGAUGUGGUAUUUCACCCCGACACAAUCCACCUUGCCACCAGGAACUCGAAAUUUCGAGAUACUGUUAACCAAACAGCCUUGGAUGGUGUCGAGAAUAAUUUCAAGGUGAAACUUGACCGCAAAAACAUCAAGUUCCCAAAGCUCGGUUUCAAGGGUGUAAGUCAGCCUACAGUUAUCCGGAAAACAUGCGAAAAACCGCGUACAGAAUCGGAAACUCCUCUAGAUUUAGAGCCAGAGAUUUACCAGAAACUCAUGACCAGCUAUGAUGAUAGCAGGGCUCAACACCUGAGACACAAAUGUGAGAAACCUCAGAGACCAGCACCUCCAACUAAGUUCUACAAGGACAAGCCAAAAUUAGAGAACGAAAAGUCUGCAUACACUACCCCAAAGUUUUGCAUAAAACACCAAAAUGACGUGGAGAUAGAAGACUUUCAAAACCACAAAAAUGCAAAGCUGCAUACUGCCAUUCCCAAGAAGCUUGUAGUCGUUAUUGACCUGCCUUUACUUAAAACUGCAAACGAUGCUUCUCUCGAUGUCCAGGAACGCCUUGUUCUUCUCAAGAGUGAAAAGCCAGCUAAAUAUGACCUCCAACUUCCCUUGCCCUACAAUGUCGAUCCUGAUAGCGGUAAUGCUAAAUUUGACCCCAAGACUAAAAAGCUGACAAUUACUCUGCCGGUCAUCAGGGGAGUCAUACCUCUAGGUGACCUCAACAAGGAGGAUAGUGGUGUUGACAGCGAUCAUGGCAGUCCGUCGGCUGGAUCCGCGGAUGAAGCUGAAGCUAGCUCCAAAAAAUCUCUUGUCGAGUUAAUCGAUGACAAGAAAAGUGCUGUUAGUGAAGUUGAAGAUACGGCGUUAAGAACUAAAACAGAAAUUCCAUUCGAAAACAUGCCUUUUAUGAACCCUAACAUUAAAUAUUCUAUUCCUGCCUUUACCUGUAAUUUAUAUGAUAAGAUCAUCGCUUUUACUAUUCAUCUUAAGAAUGUUGAUCCUGCGUCUAUACAGCACAGAACUUUGGAACAGAAUUGUGGAGUGCAUCUAAUUCUCACUUCUGUUGGCGCUGGAUUUUUCCCUGUGUAUUAUUCCCUGUGCUUUAAGACUCCUUCAGGGGAAUCAAUCAAGCCAGAAUCUCUGACUAUUGAACCUUGGGACAACAAUGUCAUCCUUACAGUUGCUGUAGAUAGCAGUAAAGAGCUCACCCAAUAUUAUGUUGGAAUCGAUGAGGAAUUCAUGGAGCUCAAAAACCUGCCCACUGCAGUAUCGAUCACGAAUAAACUUAAAGAACUUAUGAUCCAACCGCAGUCUGAAACCGAGAAAAAAGUUGAAGUUGUUGCAGAAGGGGAUGAUAUGGUGAUAAACAUAACACCGACUCAUUUGGAUUCAGAUGACGAAGUUGAGCAAGAAGAUACAGACUCUUCGCGUUGCGACGAUCGUAGAUCGAUUUCAGAAAGUAGUGGGGAUGAAUUGAAUCAUACCCGGGGUACUCCAAGCAGAUCUAAGGGCAUAUUAAAAUCGCGUCGUAAUUAUCUUGGGGCACGUUCCUUUUCAGAAUCAAGCGUAGACGAUAGUUCUAUGCUUGCUUCUUCCAUAGACUUCCAUUCCGACUCAAUUCCAGAAAUAAAUUCCGAGUCCGGGGGUUCGAGCUUAAAAAAGACUGUACGUUUCAACAACGUUGUCGCUCGGCAACUGUACAGAUCCAACUCUAGUAUCCUAGGACAACGGAAGAAGAAUCAGCGUAAAUUACGGAAUAAAAAGCGAGCUCACGAUCGGCGAACAAGCGAAAGUGAAAAUUCCGAAACCGACGAGCGGGAUAAGUACAAAAUUAGGCAUAAAAAUGAAUCGAAUGAAAUUGAUACCCACGAGACCGUGAAGCCUAUAUUAAAUAGCGAAAAAUCAAUGAUACAAAAUAAAUCUGAGCACAUUGAUAUCGAUAAUAAAAAUAAGCACAACUCGCAUACGAGUAAAGAAAACGAUGACCGUGUAGACAAAACUUCUUGGGAUAACGAUCACGAAAACGAAGCUAACAUCGUUAAAGAAGUUUUCAAAAAUGAUUUGAUUUUUGAUUUAGAUAUUUGAAUGUAUUCGGUAUUAUUUUAAUUUCCGAUUUAUUAUCCUAUAAUAUACCCAACGCAAUUAUGUGAUAACUCGUUCUGAUGAUUCUUGAAUAACUAAAUGGCGUUAUGAUUAUUUUUCAGAACGGUUACAAUUAUAGAAACUAUACUUUAGUUACAUUAGGUAAUAUCUCAAAGUAGCUUUAAUAAUCAAACACGAAUUUAGAGGGAAGAAUACGGUUUACGAUAUCUGUGUUGAUGCAACAAUCAAUACUUCUAGUUAAACACCACGAUGACGGUCUACUUAAUUCCGAAAAUUGUACAAAUCAUGAAUUGCAAAUAGAUAAUAUAAAAAUUUUUUACGUAUAGCUAAUCGCGGAUGAACAACCAACGUACCUGUUUAUAUCGUACGCAGGAUUGUAUUGAAAAAGAAAAGAAAAAUCAAUAUCAAAUAAAACACGAAAAAUUGCACAUACUCGUAGCUCACUAACAGACUGUUAGGCUAGGUGUUAGAUUUGUUGAAAGAAUUUAAAUACAAAAUAAAAAAGAUUGAAUAAAAAAUUAUACACAUAUAAUAGGUAAAAUACAAUGAAUCUAAUGAUAAUAUUUUAUAGGGUGAAAAAAAAAUUUUAAUAGUUUAUUGGGUUUUUACACGAAUUUUACACUACUGCAUGUUGUACGGGUGGGGAAAAAGAGAACAAACAAACAAAAAGAGAAAAGAAAAAAAAAUCUAUCAAUUUUUUUAUUAAAAUAUAUAAUCAAAUUAUUGCCGAUAACAGACUUUAUUAAAAUAAAGUUAUCCGCAAGUCGACAAUAUGACAAUUAUUGGAACGAAGGGAUUAAUCUUGAGAGGAACCGUUUACCACCUUUGCUCAAUGGACAAUUUAUGGUCUUCUACUUGGCGACAUAUCGACUGUUAACUUUGUAACCGUAUUCAACCUUACGUAGUACGAAACAGAGGUGAUAGAUUCUCGAUUAUGCUAAUGCGAGAUUUUAUUUAAUUCACGUACUUUUAAUGCGGGCACGGAAUUAAGGAAAUCACACAUUGAACGUAUUAUACAUUUAUAUGCAUUGUCUAGAGAGAAAUGAUAGCCUUGAUUCGAAAGAAUAUUUGCUAAUGUAAUGAUGCAUGACAUGGAAUUACUAAUAAAGAUGAAAAUUGAUGUUAAA